This is a messenger RNA of Populus nigra (black poplar), 1919 nucleotides long. RefSeq lists its product as uncharacterized. Gene Ontology annotation, molecular function: guanyl-nucleotide exchange factor activity; translation initiation factor activity. Gene Ontology annotation, cellular component: eukaryotic translation initiation factor 2B complex. Gene Ontology annotation, biological process: translational initiation. The transcript has 11 exons. The coding region runs from base 153 to 1412 and encodes 419 amino acids. NCBI's taxonomy places the organism in Eukaryota, Viridiplantae, Streptophyta, Magnoliopsida, Malpighiales, Salicaceae. The record is from RefSeq and is a predicted model, not a curated record.
CGCAAAAAAAGAAAAAACCUUCAGUGAGAAGCUCUAAAACUCUCUCUUCCUUUCGCACAAGCAAAAACCUCUCCUCUCUCUCUCUCUCUCUCUCUUGCUCGCGUUCAUAUGCUUCUUCGAUCUCCGCUUUAGGUGAAGUUCAAGGGAAAAUCAUGCCGGACGUGCAAGCUCUUGUUAAUGAUUUUCUUAUCAAGCUUAAGAAACGUAAGAUUGAGGGCUCGCAGGCCACGGCGAGGCACACAGCAGAACUGUUAAGAUCAGUUAUUUCACAGCAGCGAGUUCCCUACACGAAUCAGGCUGGGGCUUUAAUUGAUGCUGUGAGGGCUGUUGGUGAGAAGCUGAUUGCUGCUAAUCCUGUUGAGCUUGCUGUGGGUAAUAUUGUGAGGCGUGUUUUGCACAUUAUUAGGGAGGAGGAUCUUUCUUUGACAACAGCUGCUAUUGCGGGGUUGAAUUUAUCAGCGGCAAGUGAUGGGGAUGACGACGACGACGGGGAGCAAGAUGAGCAUACAGUUCUAUCAGCUGCUGUUGUUGCUGCUGCUGCAAGAAGCACUUUGCGUCCUCCUUCCUUGCAAACCCUGCUGGAGGACAUGCCUGAGUCAGCAGCUAUUCCCCGUACUUCUUCGUCAGGAGGUGAUUCUGAAGGAAAAAGCAAAUCUGCUGAUAAAAGUUCAAGAACUCGAAAGUUGAAGCAUGAUGUCAUUGAAGCAGUUAAUGAGCUUAUUCAAGAUAUUACCACUUGUCAUGAACAGAUUGCUGAACAAGCCAUAGAACAUAUUCAUCAAAAUGAGGUAAUAUUAACAUUAGGUGGUUCAAAGACAGUGUUGGAAUUUCUUUAUGCUGCGAAGGAAAAGAAAAGAUCAUUCCGGGUUUUUGUCGCUGAGGGUGCUCCGAGGUAUCAAGGGCAUCUUCUUGCAAAAGAAUUGGUUGCAAGAGGUUUACAGACUACUUUGAUUACUGACUCUGCAGUUUUUGCCAUAAUUUCCCGAGUGAACAUGGUCAUAGUUGGAGCUCAUGCUGUAAUGGCCAACGGUGGUGUGAUAGCACCUGUCGGGCUCAAUAUGGUUGCACUUGCAGCUCAAAAGCAUGCUGUACCUUUUGUUGUGCUUGCGGGCAGUCACAAGUUGUGUCCCCUUUACCCUCACAAUCCUGAGGUCUUACUUAAUGAAUUGAGAUCUCCAUCUGAGCUGCUGGAUUUUGGAGAAUUCUCAGAUUGCUUGGAUUUUGGGAGUGGCACUGGCUCUCCUCUUCUUCAUGUUGUCAAUCCAGCAUUCGAUUAUGUGCCACCGAAGCUUGUUAGUCUGUUUAUCACUGACACUGGAGGGCACAAUCCAUCAUACAUGUAUCGACUCAUUGCAGAUUAUUACUCUGCUGAUGAUUUGGUGGUGCGACGAAGGAUUGCUUCGGGAAAUUGAGCUCAGAUUGCUUUUGUUUACUAUAUUCUCGGUAGUUUAGGAGUUGCCAUGGAAGAAGUGGUGGAUGCGCAGAUGGAAAUUUUAGCUCAGUGUAUGGAAGCAUGUCAAGCAUUGUUUAUGCUGGAAGAGAAGCAGAAUUAUUGAAUGGGACAAAUGAGAAAGAGAGAGAAAGGCCAGGAAUGGCCAUUUUUGUGAUUGUGAUGAAGCAGUAGUCUAAGAGCUCCACUCGGAGAAAGAAGGAAUGAUAAGAUGCUUAUGUGCAAGUUAGAAACCUUGUCUGCCGUGACAAAACUGUGAAAAGGAAGGGGAAAAAAAAAGAAAAGAAGAAGAAGACAGCAACCUGUGUUGUACUGAGCUUGAUAGAAAACUUGAUGAUAGUUUGGGCAUGGAGACUGCGUAUAGUCAGUGGGCUGUGUGGUGUUAGCACUUUUGAAAGUAAGAGGUUUUGGUUUUGUUGUGUUAGAACUUUUGCAAAUAAUCGUUUCCAACGAGAGUUCUUGGAUUUAA